This is a messenger RNA of Sparassis crispa, 2589 nucleotides long. RefSeq lists its product as hypothetical. The record is from RefSeq and is a predicted model, not a curated record. Gene Ontology annotation, biological process: protein phosphorylation. Lineage: Eukaryota; Fungi; Basidiomycota; Agaricomycetes; Polyporales; Sparassidaceae. Gene Ontology annotation, molecular function: protein kinase activity. Bases 1 to 2589 code for a protein of 862 amino acids. The transcript is spliced from 5 exons.
AUGUCUUCCACUAAGUCUCUCCAAUCUGACAAUCUCUCUGCUAAUUGUCAAAGCUCUCCCCACAAGGCCAAGCGUGAUAAUUCGCGAUUUGCUACCGGCGGCCAAACUCUGCACGACCAACGACGGCAUCUUCGUGAAGAAAUGCGCGGAAAAUUUAUCGUGAUGCCUGUGGACAAGUUCAUGGAAACGUUCGCUCCGGAAUCUGAAGCGAUGGUGGAGAAACCAUUCCAGCCGAAUUUCAAGAAGGCAUUUAAGAAGAUGGAGAACGUACUCGAAGGUACAAUACGAGAAGAGCAAAUGAUUGUCCUCGAGCUGGUGCAGAACAAGCCCGACAAGGCGGAGCCCUCUAGGCAGAAGGUUGAUGCCGCACUGUUUCUGCCUGAGAAUUCCAAGCAGAGGAAGUCACUCAAGGAUGGUAGGCCACAUUGGGCACUUCAGCGCCUGUCGAUCGAGUUCAAGAAGCAUAGAACGGAGGACGAUCCGUUCGAAGAUCCAAAGACGGAGGCCGAGGGUGAAGACGACCCGCACUACCAUGCUGAGCGAGGCGACGAGGUCGACGGGGAUGACGUGGACGAUGCGGAUGACAUGGACGACAUGGACAAUUGCCUGGAUGAAAACGAGUCAUACGAAGACGGUGGCCCGUCAGUGGAAGACAAUGAAGACUGCGUCGAAGAGAAUCCCCUUCAGAUGACUUCUGAAAAAUCAUCCAGAGAGGUCUUCAAGACAGCUUACGAGCCCCCAGCUGACCGACGAGCUGCCACUCGAGGGCAGAUCAUCUCCUACGCGAAAAUGCUCUUUUCACGGCAACAUCGCUGCUUCGCGUUCACGAUUCUCAUCCUCCGCGAUUUCGCGCGAAUUAUUCGCUGGGACAGGGCCGGUACUGUUAUCACGAACAAAUUCAAGUACACGAACACCGAGUACCUUGGCAAGUUCCUGUGGCGAUUCUGUAACAUGACUGACAAACAGCAAGGAUACGAUACGACAGCCGUUGCUGUGAAACCCGGAUCGGCAGACUACAAGCUCAUGGAGCAGCUGGCCAAGAAUCCGCCAAAAGGUGCUGGCUCCGAGUACGCGAGGCAAUCGUUCGCCAAGUCCAUGCCCAAUCUCUCGAAGGAGAAUCCCGAUGACUGGUCGUGUUGGAAACUGACCGUACAUCCGGAAAAGGGGAAGGCGACCGACGGCUCAGACGCUCGACCUGCAGGGAGGAAUGUCUGCAAAAAGCCACGUUUGCAACAUUUUUUGGUCGGCAAGCCUCAUUUUCAGGCAUCAGGUAUGACAGGCCGCGCUACACGAGGGUACAUUGCGUACGACUGCCAGGGUGAGAAGUUCGUCUUCCUCAAGGAUGUGUGGCGCGUAGACCUGCCGGAUAUCGAGAAGGAGGGAUACAUUGUCCAGUCUCUCAACGACGCAGAAGUCGCAAACGUCCCGACUAUGGUUUGUCACGGGGACGUUUUAGAAGUUGAAGAUGAUGGAAAUGCUGUACGCAUUGAACGACAACAGACGAAGACGGACACUUACUGGCACGAGUCCUAUAGUGGACAGAUGAACCCAAUCAAGACCCAUACACAUUACCGCCUCGUCGUGGAAGAGGUCUGUCGCCCAUUGAGCGAUUUCGAGAAUUGUUUUGAGUUGGUGAAGAUCAUAGCAGACUGCAUCUAUGGUAUGGCCUUGAAGGACGCUAAGCUGAUUCACCGUGAUGUCAGCGCAGGAAAUGUCCUCAUUAAUGAAAAGCUGACGACCGUCAAUGGUGAGGACGUUCCCGUCCGUACAGGCAUGUUGAGCGAUUGGGAGCUGUCUAAACCAACCAAUGAAGCCAGAGAGGAUGCAGAGGAGACUCGGAUGGCAAGGCAACCUGACCGUACUGGGACAUGGCAGUUCAUGUCUGCCAUCCUACUAGACUCGCCCACUAGGCCCGUCGAAGUUGCAGACGAACUUGAGGCAUUUUUUAAUGUCUUUUCUUUCUACCUCGUCAAGUUCACCAACAGUUCCAUCAAGAACCCAGCAUACUUCAUGUCUCAGUAUUUUGACGAGUGUACUGUCAGCGACUCCGAAACUCACUACACCUGCGGGUCAGCCAAGCGCAAUGCAAUGCAGUCGGGAAUAUUGCAGACAACCCUCGACAAAAGUGUCACAUUCUUUUGCAGUGAUGGCAAGACGCCGCAUCCGUGCAAUAAGCUCGUCAACGAGAUGUUGGGAUGGUUUAAAGCCCGAUAUGCAGAGUUCUCACCAACCGAUUGGCCCCAAGGGGCCGAGGCGGCUGCGUUCGAGGCUGAAUUUACUAUGGAUGAACUUGGUGAAGGCACGCAAGUUAUCUCCAAGAAAAUUUUAGAGAUAGGAAAACCUCUCGCUGCGAAAUUGAAAACCCAGGAUCCUACGUACACGUUAUUCAAGAAGGUCCGUGUUACACCGGAGGAGCGCAAACUAUGGCCUAAACAUGACAAGAUACCCGACAGAGUCCCUUCGAACUACAAUUACGCGCGCUACAGAGAGAAGGGCCUCGAGCUUCCUGCAGCACCCUUUGCCUCGAAGCGUCGUCUUGAAGUAGAUCUCCAGAGCUCCCGUCGGAGCAAGCGAUCCAAAGUUGACUGA